UAUCCAUGUGUUCCACUCAGGAACCUCAUACUACUCUCAACAAUAUUAACACUCAUUGAACUAAUAUCACGUCGGUCGCUUAACAAAAACCCGUAUAAAACACGAUCAAACACUGGUUCGUGGGCUCAGGAGGUGCAGGCAGAGACUACUCCACCUCCAUCGCAGCCAGCGGUCGAUACGGCAGCGAAGGAUAAGAAAGAACAAAAGAGGUUGGAAGCAGAUAUUUCAACCGCGAUAGAAAACCUGAGCGUCGAAAAGAAGAAGACGACCGAAGAAGCGAUGGAUACGUCGGAAGUAGUUCAAGAAAGAAGAUCCUUAGUUCAUGAUGUCAACCCAAGCGAUUGGGAACCCGCGAGAGCCAGUGACGCCCCAGCAGGCCCACUGGAAGUUACGUGGGAUACGAUGGAGUACGACAGAAGAAAGCCUUGGGCUACUUACCCGCAUGGGCCGUUAAGAGUCAACCCGGCACCUACUUCAUUAAUGAAAAAGCCAGAUGUAGAGCCGUACACUGUAGAAGAAUUGACAGCUCGUCAAUUCCGAACUGUGUUCGACUAUAUUACUACAAAUAAUAUUUUACGGGACCGCGUUCGUGCAUCACUAUUCCAGACAAAGAGACGACACCAGCGCGUCCCGCAGACUACGAAAAUAGUUCAACAUACUACACAGUCGUUUCAUAAUCUUGCAGUAAUCCUCGUCAGACGCCAGCCUCUCGAGAUCAGGUUUACUCAUCUCAUGGUUGGAUAG
Ostertagia ostertagi is the source of this 744-nucleotide messenger RNA. Lineage: Eukaryota; Metazoa; Nematoda; Chromadorea; Rhabditida; Trichostrongylidae. The record is from the annotation of a GenBank genome assembly.